This is a messenger RNA of Saprolegnia parasitica CBS 223.65, 3170 nucleotides long. RefSeq lists its product as hypothetical. Gene Ontology annotation, molecular function: zinc ion binding. The coding region runs from base 50 to 3142 and encodes 1030 amino acids. Gene Ontology annotation, biological process: regulation of transcription by RNA polymerase II. The record is from RefSeq and is a predicted model, not a curated record. NCBI's taxonomy places the organism in Eukaryota, Oomycota, Saprolegniomycetes, Saprolegniales, Saprolegniaceae. The transcript has 7 exons.
CAAACCGCUCGGCGUGAGGGCGAGUGGGGCCCAUGACACGGACAGCAGCAUGAUGAGCGCGAUGAAGCAGCCCAAGAAGAAGCUGGCCAUGCCCAAGUCAGAAGACCCUGUGCAGCCAUCGCCCGCCAAGCGACCACGCGUCGACGCGUCGUCAUCACCCAAGCUACGCCCGUUGAAUCCGACAGCCAGUGUGCUGCAGCAGGGUGCACAGGUGAUUGCGUGGCUCGAAGAGCUCUCGACGGCGGCCAUGCACGAUGCGCCUUCGUCCCCGACCGAGAGCCCGCGGGCGACGCCGCGCCUUUCGCCGCUUGGUGUGGUGGCGUCGACGCCACCGCGUACGCAAUCGUUCCCGCGUCUCUUGCCAACAACGAACGACGAGGUACUGGUCGACGAAAGUGACGUCGUUCCGAGUGCCGACGCGGUGCCACCGCCACCGAUGUUUGCGACGCCGGCCAAGCGCCCUGUGCAGCGCCGGAUGGAGCUCGCGUCGCCGCUCGCGCGUCAAACGCCGUCCUCGGCUCCGAAGCACGCGACACCGACAACCAAACCGCCGCUGCACGUGGAUCUGCGGUCGCCGCCGUUCGCGGGAGGGCCCACCGCAUUGUCUCCGAUCGCAGUGUACACGCCACCGACAAAAUCAAAAAAGACACCAAGCCAAGGGCUCGCGGACGAAGCGCUGCCGGACGACUGCCAAGUGUGCGGCGAGUCGUACUCGGUGGAGAGUGACCCACUCUUGUACUGCGAUGGCUGCAAUGUUGGCGUGCACCAGCAGUGCUACGGCGUCGAGACCGUGCCCGCGGACGCCUGGUUUUGCGACCACUGCCGUCUCGUCAAGAAGCAAGGCGGGAUCGCCAAGUGCGCCCUCUGCCCGGUCCAGGCCGGCGCGCUCAUGCAGACGCAAUGCGGGGCAUGGGUCCACGUCCAGUGCUUCCUCUGGAUCCCCGAACUGCGCGUCGUGGCGGCCAAGGCCACGGGGUUCCGCCUCGGGUCCCUCGAAACGUUGGACCCGGAACGGUUCACGCUGCAAUGCGAGGUCUGCAAGACAAGCAACGGCGUCGGCAUCAUUCAGUGCGCGGAGCGCAAGUGCCUCGCGUCGUUCCACGUCUCUUGCGGGUACCAUGCCCGGUACGCCCUCGGCCAGAUCCAAGCGGGCGAUGACACGCGCUUCGUCAUGUACUGUCCGUCGCAUGCGUCUCUGCUGCACGUACCCGCGUCACCGUCUGCGAUAUUUGCGACCCCCGACGACGACAAGGCGAAACGAAAGAGUCGGAAACGCCUCAAGCAAGGCACGUCGUCGCGCCACGAGUCGAUCAAAUCAUCCAAGCGCACCAAGCGCCUGCGCGCCAGCAAGCAUCUCAUGGAGCAGUUUCUCGAGGUCGACGUCGGUGUCGAUGGCGAGGUGUCGUCCGACGACGACGAGGACGCCCUCGAGGCUGCUGGGCUGCCGCUGGACGACAGCUUUAUCUGCGACGAUGUGGCGAGUCAAGCGUUGUCGCCCGCCUCCAUGCAGGCGAUUUACCGCCGCCGGUCGCUCUCGCCGGGCCUUGGGCGGCACUUUAGCUCGAAUGGGGUCAUUGCAUCGCUGCUUCGCCGCGAGUCGCUGGCCAGUCUUGGCGACGACGAGAUUGGCGACGAGGACGAUGGCACGCUGCACCACGGGUAUCGAUGCGACGGGUGUGACCUCAACCCGAUCCAAGGCGUCCGCUACGCGUGCUCCGGAUGCAUCGGCUACGACCUCUGCACGUGCUGCUACAGUACUCGCACGCAGCUGCACGACCCACGUCACAGUUUUCUUGCCAUCCAAACGCCAGUGCCAUCGACGCAAGCUCCAACGCAAGCGCCGCCGACGCCAGCCAGCGUACCUGCUCCAGCAGAGGUCCACACAGAUGGCCCGGCCCGGAUCCUAGCGGCAACACCGUCGCCGGCACCGAUGCCACAGACAGAUGUGCCGGCGUCAGCCGCAAGUGGACUGACGCCUGCGCAAAUCGAACGCAUGGCAGAGCGACGGCGGGUAGCGAUGGAGAUUCAGCGCCAGCGGCAACUGCAGCAUGGUGCAACGACGACGGCGCCACCGGCUGCUCCACUGGCCGCGCCAGUGAUGGUGCAAAAGCCUCUUGCAGCACCAGCCACAUCAUUCGUGACACCGAUGCACCGAUCCGAGCCGGUCGCGCGAGCCGGUCUCUUGCGAUUGCCUCGCGCGCCGGCUGGAACACCCGUCGCGCCGCCAGUCGUUCCGAUCGAGGGCGAUGCCUUUGACGCUCCGUCGUUCAACUUGCUUGGUGCCGUCGCACCGGCGCCACCGCUUCUGCAGCCACCAUCGCUCGAAACAUCGGCGCCUUCGUUUCGCUUGAUGCCACCACCGUCGGCAGGCCCUGGCGCACCACCAGCAGGUGUUCCAACGUCAUCCUUCAACUUGUUGCCUCCGUCGGUCAGCGCUUUGUCGACGGCAAUGGAUGCUCCGUCGUUCAGCUUAAUGCCAGCUUCGCCCGUCCGCGUCGCACCCGAGGCACGGUCCGUCGCGCCGUCCAUCGCCAUCAUGUACCACCCGCGGCUCAAGCGCACGGCGUUUGCGACGGGCUGGCAGCAACCAGGCGUUGCCGCGCACGAAGAGAGUCGAUUGGACUGCGAUCUUGUGCUGGGUUUGCGUCUCGGAGUCAAUAUUUACGCCUACGAGCAACUGGUUCGGCUCCUGCAGACGACGUCGCCGUGGCCCACGCUCGCCGCCGUCUUUGCCAAAGUCGUGUUUGUCGUGCUCAACGCCCCGGCGCGCUCGGUGGCCGACGUCCAAGCACAGGUGGCCCGUCGCCACCCCAACAUUCGCGUUGAAGCCAAGACACCGGAGAGCGUCGUGCCCUGGCUGCUCGACACGGCGCGGCACGAGGCGGCGGACGGCGCGGCGCUGGUCAUGCUGCUGCGGGGGCACCCCACGGAUGCCCACUUUGUCGCUCGGUGGCAGUUUUUCGCCGGCUUGGAGCUCAGUAUCGGGACGCAGCUUGUGCUCACGACCAAGUUUAUGGCGCAGAGCGUCGACCAAGUACGUCGGCUCAAGUUCAAUUGGAUGCAUUGGAAGCGCCUGCUGCCAUGGACAUCGGAUGCAACGGCCCAAAAAAUCCUUGCAUAUGUCAAGCUACAAGUCUCAUAACGCUCUUCAAUCCAACCGCUUACAAGCC